Daldinia loculata is the source of this 1112-nucleotide messenger RNA. RefSeq lists its product as uncharacterized. Lineage: Eukaryota; Fungi; Ascomycota; Sordariomycetes; Xylariales; Hypoxylaceae. The transcript has 2 exons. The record is from RefSeq and is a predicted model, not a curated record. The coding region runs from base 317 to 769 and encodes 150 amino acids.
GGACAACUACAAGUGCAAAGGGGAAAUAUCCCAAAUUGGCAAUGAUCGCACCAGGUGAGGCUCCAUAGGGCUGUGGAACUCAUAUUGCAUUCAUGCAAUGACGUCGAUCCUAUCGUGGCAGCUAGCCUCCCUUCAUAUGGAGAUAUCUUCAAUAUUGGAGCCCAUAGCCCACGAAAGGGUAUAAGAAUCACACUCCUGCCGCCCUUCAGUUUGGGUUUUUUGUUCCUCAUCAGACAGACGAAGUCAUCAAUCUACCUACUCACUCAUCUACUAUAUCUUCCACUCUUCAACUUCUAAACCCAACUAAACCAUCAAGAUGCGUUUCACCGCCACCGCAGUCACUGUCCUCCUCUUCGGCGCCAACGCCAUGGCCCAGGACCUGAAAUCUGAGGACGUUUCCAUCGCCGACUUCUCCGUCCACAAGGCGGGUGCCAGCGGUGCCUCUGCCGGCACUGUGGACGGUGUCUCCUUCAAGCUGACCGGCCAUGACGCCAAGGACCUCAGCUGCUCGGCCACUGCCAGCCAGAUCACCAGCGGUGUGCCCACCAGUGUCAUUACUUGCGGCGACUCCAAGUACCGCUUCGCGCUUCUCGAAAGCCCCGACGCGUCUACCUUCACCCUCCAAGUCUUCCACGAGCUCGGAACUGCUUCCGGCUUCUCCGGCCGCGGCAACAUUGCCACCUACUGCCACUCCGGUGGCCUCGACAACAUGGUCUGCAGCCAGACCCAGACCCCUGCCACCAUCCACAUCGACAGCCUUCCCCAGUAAAGAGACUCGUCGAGCUCAUGUUUGGAGGAUAUUGAUGCUUACGUGCGUAUGAAGUAUGAGAGGAAACCUUGGCGUUCGCCUAUAGAUAUAGAUUUAGAGAUAGUUUAGCAUUCGAAUAUAUUGCGUCUUGCUUAUAACUGAGAUUUCCUGUGUGCUACUAGAUCCUGAGCAAUGCUGAAAUGAUAAUUUGUAUCGGGUUAUAAGCAAUAUGCAAACUUGAAAUAGCCAAACCGUCUUUAUUAUAGCGCGUAUUGAUGCUGAUACUAGGAAUAAAAUAGGAAUGUUGACAUUAGGAACCCCUUAAGAGAAUUGGAUGUAGUUAACAAAGUUCCAAAGUUACUGA